This is a messenger RNA of Myxocyprinus asiaticus (Chinese sucker), 3889 nucleotides long. RefSeq names its product FXYD domain-containing ion transport regulator 6-like. The record is from RefSeq and is a predicted model, not a curated record. Bases 467 to 766 code for a protein of 99 amino acids. Gene Ontology annotation, biological process: regulation of sodium ion transmembrane transporter activity. The transcript is spliced from 10 exons. Gene Ontology annotation, cellular component: membrane. Lineage: Eukaryota; Metazoa; Chordata; Actinopteri; Cypriniformes; Catostomidae. Gene Ontology annotation, molecular function: sodium channel regulator activity.
GAAAAAGAGGAGGUGAACCUUGUUUUCUGGCAUACACCAUCCAACGCUUUCAUUAUCAUUUAAGCGAGAUUUUAUCCACUCAUAACUUUUCAUUACAUUUCAAACGCCAUAACAAAUAAUCCACUUAACAGAAAAGGGGUCGUGGACUUUAACAGUCGCGCGGAUCGUGUCAAUAGGAAACAGCUGUUGCCCCACUGUAGUUGUUUUACAACUACCCUAAAGGAGACGAGACGAGGUAAUUUUGAAAUUUUGAAAAGUGCGGGGACAUGUCCCUGAUCGGCCACCGAUCGGAAUCGGCCGAUAUUCAUCUUAAAUCCAUGAUCGGCGAUUGGCCGAUUGUGCCUAGAUGUAGAGCUGAUCUUUUUUGCAGCAUGCAGGGAAUCACACAUACACUGCAACUCUAUGAAUGAGCGCUUGCUCAGCCCUUGAUGCAUGACAGAAUGGCCUUUGGAGGUUUACAGUUGCCAUGGAAACUGUCCUGGUCUUCCUUUUUUCCCUCCUAGUCUAUGUGGCGGCUUUGUCUGACACCGCUGCCCAGGAUGGAAAAAAUAAAGUCUUGGACCCAUUUGCAUACGACUAUGAGAGUUUGAGGAUCGGGGGUUUGACGUUGGCAGUAGUGCUCUUCGCUCUGGGAGUGCUUCUUAUCCUGAGUCGCAGGUGCCACUGCAGUAUCAACCAGAAGCCCAGGGCCCCAGGAGAUGAGGAAGCUCAAGCCGAGAACCUCAUGGUCUCCAAUGCCAAGGAGACUCCUAAGACAGAGAACUGAGACAGUCCAGUGUUGCCGAACACAUAGCCGUGGCUGAACGACUUCACUGAUGCUGAGGAUGGUGAUGAUGAUGAAGCUGUUCCAGACCAUGGCUAUGGAGGAGAAAGAGAUUUGGGAGGGGGAGGAGACUAUGACUUGGGUUAUUAAUGGGCAAGUGUCUUGUACGUAGACCUCUAGUCCUGUCAUGUGACCAGUAACCAUAUCCGUCUUUCCGUCCGUGCCCUUUUGCGACAGUCCGUCUUAAGUGAGUUGUUUAGCAAAACUAGCAACAUCUUGCAAAUCAUUCUUAACUUUUUGGCUCCUACCCAGCUGAAUUUGUGCGUUGGUUUAAUUAUAUCGUUGUAGGUCACGCGAAAAUGACAAUUCUGUCAUCAUGUACUCACCCUCAGUGUCGUUCCAAAUGUUUAAGUUUAAAAUGUUUAAACAUGUUUAAUGUUUACUUUCUUUCUUCUGUACAAUGAAAGUGGAUGGUGACGUGAGGCUGUCAAGCAGUCUAUAUGACUUGUGCGCUAUAUUUGAAGUCUUCUGAUAACUUUGUGUAAAGAACAGACUGAAAUUUAAGUUGUUAUUCACUGAAAAUUUAAAAUUUGUUGGUCUCCAUUCACUUACAUUGUGCGGAAAAGAACUGCUUGGACAUUCUGCCUGACAUCUCCUUUUGUGCUCCAUGGAAGAAAGAAAGUCAUACUGGUUUAGAAAUACAUGAGGAUGAGUAGAUGAUUACUGAAUUGUCAUUUCUGUGUGAACUAUCCCUUUAACAGUAAAUAACAGUUACUGUUAUCGGUGGUGUGACCACUUGUUAUCGUUAUUUGUGUCCCAACUGCUGUUUUAUCUCUUGUAGAUUGUAUUGAUUAUAUACAGACAUAUUUGAAAUGAAUAUGCAUAAGUAUUUAAUAUACUGUAAGUAUUAAUUCACAGUGAUGCAGAAUACAUAUAUAUUUGAAUACACAGUGUAUGCAUGAGUGUAUGAGCUUGUAUGAAUGUGUGUGUGUGUGUGUGUGUGUGUGUGUGUGUGUGUGUGUGUGUGUGUGCCCAUAUUCAUAUAAAACAGUGGGUGUGGGCACCCUCCUCCCGACAAUCUUUCAACCUCUGUACCCAGACCAAGCACAAAAACAGAACAGUACCACAACUGUACCACAGGGGGCUCCACAGCAAUGGCCUCUGAUCAGCUGCAACACUGCCGGGCUCUGUGCCCACAUUCGGACCCACAGUCUUAACGUCUGCAGCCUGAGAACAGACUCAGACACCAAGACCGAAGGAGCAAUUCACCUCACCAUAGUGCCGCUAACCUGUGUCCUGUACCUUCUCACCUCCUGUAUACUGUUGCUCAGUGGUUCCCAACCCUGUUCCUGGAGGCCCCCCAGCACUACACUUUUUGGAUAUCUCCCUAAUCAAACACACCUGAUUCAACUCAUCAGCUCGUUAGUGGAGACUCCAAGACCUGAAUUUGGUGUGUCAGAAAAGGGAGAUAUACAAAAUGUGCAGUGUUGGGGGGUCUCCAGGAACAGGGUUGGGAACCACUGUGUGUAGCUAAUGCAUUCACUUUCUUAAAGGGAUAGUUCACCUGGAAAUGAAUAUUCUGUCAUCAUUUAUUCACCCAAACCUGUAUGGCUUUCUUCAGUGGAACACAAAAGGAGAUAUUUUGCCAGACUGAAUGGGGACCAUGCCUGUCAACCUCCAGAAAGGGCUAAAAAAGCACCCUAUGACUCUUGCGUAAUAUUCCAAGUCCCCUGAAGCAUUCGGUAGCUUUGUGUGAGGAAACGAGUAAAAUUUAAGUUGUUAUUUACUAUUAUUUUCUUAACUAUGGUGUUUCUUGCAACUGGGCUUUGGUCUUUGACCAGUCAAUAUUGAGCCAAGUCGAGUCCAUAAUAGCCAGUUCAGAGUUAAGUCAGAGUGAAUCAGGUCAUGAAUCUGAAUUAAAAUAACUGUAAAACUUUGUUAACCUUCACAGCAACAACAAAAAACUGUCAAUAUCAGGGUCACAACUAUCCAUUUAUAGAUAUUGUUGGAUUCGAGACCAUCAAAUCCGAGCCUGAGUCCGGACUUGAAUAACCCAACUCUCUUGAGUGAUUCAUAUCCUAUUACAUCUGGUCCCCAGAUUGAAUAUUCAUGUCAUUGCCAUGGCUGCAUUAAUGUACCAUGGACCGCUAUCUCUGUUGCACACCAUCAAUGUGUUUACAUCUGCAACUCCCACUGCACGUUUUCAUGCACUUGCUCCAGCGAAUGUUGAUGGGGGAGAAUAGCAUGAUUGAUGCCGCUAAGUAAAUUUUUGGGUGAACUAUUCCUUUAAUAUCACUCUUAAGACCACUGUUCAAUAGAACCAGAAUGUCGGCCUCUAAGGAGACCAACAUUUGCUUUUGUGUGUCUGUGUAUGUAGGAGUGUGUGUUGUGCCACGUCACUUGGUGUGAUAAACCCAUGAGAGUUGUAGAAAUGUAGGUUGGUUUAUAAAGAGUAAAUUAUUCCACAGAAUAGUUAUCACAUUUAGUUAAGAACACAAUGUAAUGCUACAGAUACUUCGCUAUUAGGGAAUUUGAUACAUCUCUGUGCACCUGCUGUGUUUGGCCGCUCUUUGUGCUUCUGUACAAAUAAAGUCUUUGACACAGGCAUCAGUGUGUGGGUUUGUAUUUUUCUCUCUGAUAUGUGAGAACAGAGACAAAAAGUGUCAGUCAAUCUCUCAUCACCUUUCUCACUUUUUAAAAGAUCAUAUUUCACCUGCCAGAAAAAAGCAGCUUUCUUCAUGUCAGGGAAAAUUUUAUUGAGGAGCGUCUUAUCCAUCAGGAUGAUCGAUUUGACACCGUUGUAGCAACUCUCCCACACUGUUGACUGACAGGUGAAAGGAUUUCAAGUCAAUUACUAAUGGCUGAAUGCUCUCUGAGGUCCUUUACUUAUACUUCAAAGUCAAGACACAAUAUGGCCACCAUCACUCCCGGACUGAAGUGUUUUAUACUGUGAUGUAAUUUGACUUCCCUUUGACGAUGAUUCCAAAGGUUGGCCGCAGCUGUAUUUUAUCACUGUUUGAAGGUCACUGUUUAUAGGCUAAUAAAUGUGUUUCAAAGAAUGGUGGGCUGCCAGAUUUACGAAUGCUCUUGGAAGUAGGGAGGGGUUGAGGGAUGGAAUGCACCUGG